CUAAGAUCUAGUCGACAUCUUGAAGAGAUACACUUGUCAUACUGCUAAGCAUACUAUUACAAUGCCGUUCCAACUUUCUCAGGAGCAAAUUGACUCUUACCACAAAGAGGGCUUCUUGAUACUGCGGGCUCAUGAACACCAACUGCUAGAGAAUCCUCACGACCUCCAAGUAUGGAGUGAGGAGGUGAAGGCCUGGCCACGCGAGCCCGGCAAAUGGAUGCCUUACGACGAAAAGAGUUCCACAGGCGAGAGAAUCUUGAUGCGCACAGAGAACUUUGUUGAUUGGCAUCCUCAGCUCCAGGGGCUGAUCUGUGGCAAAGCUCUGGGUGACAUCUUGGGUACCCUAGCUGGUGAUGAAGUUCUCCUGUUCAAGGACAAAAUCAAUUAUAAGCAAGCCAAGAGCAAUGGCUUCCGGGCACAUUUAGAUGCUCGAGCCUACGCCCACUUAGGUGAUAUGGAACAUAUCACGGCUAACUUUGCCGUUGAUCCUGCAACCCCUGAGAAUGGGUGCUUGGAGAUCGUUCCGGGGUCGCAUAAGAUGGAGGUUGAUUGCACCAAGGGUUUCAUCAGCCUCGAGUGGCAGAAUUCCCAUGAAUGGAUCAAAGUGCCUCUUGACACGGGCGACAUCUUGAUCUUCGGAUCCCAUCUGGCGCAUCGCUCUGCUCCGAACAAUACCGACAAGGCCCGAGCGAGCGUGUAUGCGACUUUUCAUAAUAAGAGUGAAGGAACCGAUCUGCGUAAGCAGUAUUAUGAUCACCGUCGGAUCCAUUUUCCACCUGACCACGAACGCGUGCCAGAUAAGGACUACUCCGCGGGAUAUUUCCGAUACUCCCUGGCAGCUCCUUUCUACGGCAGCUGGGCUGACAACCCAACCUCUGAAGCGAGACCAGUCGCCGUCGGUGGUGGACACGAUUAGUAAGAUGAAACCGGUGCUGGUAUGGUAGCGCUUCUUGACCUGCUAUCUGACACUUCUUCGGGGCCCUAUCGCUGCAGAGGAAGAUAACCAUGUUGAGCAGUUCAUUGGAGAUGGUUUUGCACGUUCAUUCAUUCAAUCUUGCCUUCAGACCAAUCAAAUUCUGCUUGGAGUGCCUGCUAAAUGCCAAUUGCCUACCUGCCUGUCGCAAGAGUGCAGUUCAUAGCUUAGAUCUACUGUAGUUAUCAACUUCCUAGUAAUUAUUCAAGAUCAAGAUUGAGAUUGCUUCCUUAUAGCGAUAUCGCUUUAUAUCAGCCCUAACAGUCUUCUUCGGGCUUAGCGCAG
Molecule: messenger RNA, 1258 nt
Organism: Talaromyces proteolyticus
Lineage: Eukaryota; Fungi; Ascomycota; Eurotiomycetes; Eurotiales; Trichocomaceae
Exons: 4
Coding region: 62-916 (284 amino acids)
Source: RefSeq, a predicted model, not a curated record